CUAUUCUUUUCUCCAAACUUUUGUCUCCUUCCAUGAUAUUUUUGCAUAUAUAAACAACCAGCUUAAAUAAUGAUUCAUUAACAUAACCUCAUUUGAGAAAGAAAAAAAAAAUGAACCUUUCAACAAUUCGAACAAUGGCUGCUCUUUCCCCAAGGUCUCAUUCUCAUAGCUCUUAUCGUACCCGUUGUGUUAGUUUUCCUGCUAGAUCACACCCCAGCACAAUCAAGAUUGAACAAGUUUUGAACAAAAUCAAAACUUGGGAAUCAUCUUCUCCUUUAUCUCCAAAAGCAGAAGAAAAAACCCAAAAUGCUCUGUCAAGCGGCCUUGUAGAAUUAUACGAGUGUGUAGAGGAACUACUUGCGCUGCCAAUGACUCAGAGGGCGCUUCUCCAGCAUCAAGAUGACAAUUUUGUGAAGGAAUUGCUGGAAAGAUCAGUGAGAUUCAUAGAUAUCUGCAGCAACACAAGGGAUACCGUCAUGUGUUUGAAAGAAAGCGUGAGAGAACUUCAAUCCGCGCUUCGAAGAAGCAAAGCAGGAGAUGAUUUAUUGACUAUUGAGGGUAGUGUUAGUGCUUAUAUUUCUUCAAGAAAAAACACUCAAAAGGAAAUUGAAAAAUCCCUUACUAUACUGAAACAGAUAGAUAACACCCCAUCAGCCACAAUGAAAGACUCUCAGCUCUCUGCUAUAAUUAGAGUUCUUGAAGAUGCCAGUUUCACAACUAUUUCUACUUUUCAGUCAUUGUUAAUGUUUCUUUCUGUGCCAGCCUCGAAACCAAAGUCCAAUAAAUGGUCAUUGGUUUCGAAGCUGGUACAUAAAGGGGUUGUAGGCAGUGAAGGGCAGAGGGAAAAGCUGACUGAGUUGGAGAAAGUUGACACUGCACUCAACAACUUGCUGGAUCAUGUUUCUGGACAUGAAGAGGAAGUGGAAAGUUUUGAAUUUGCACAAAGAAAUCUGGAGAAUUUGGAGAGUAGCAUUGAGGAUCUUGAAAAUGGAUUAGAGAUGUUGUUCAAGCUUUUGAUCCGGACAAGGGUGUCUCUACUCAACAUACUUUCUCUCAGUAGAUAAAUUAAGGUAUCAUGCAUAACAGCUCAAGUAUUUUUUGCAUGAUUGAAGCUGUAAUGUAUAGAUAUUUAAUUUUUAGUCGUUGAGUCCUGUAAAUGAACAUAUUGUGUAUAGUAUUAGCAGCUAAGGAGGAAGAGGAUUAAGAAACAUGGACAAAGUUUUCCAAUUUCCUAAUCCUUUUCUCUGUUUGUCUUUUGUGUUAUUCCAGUUUUACAGAUUAGUGCCAAAAUUUUGCAGAGGUGCUAAUUGUGGCCAAGAUUAGUGAUUAUUUGGACUUCUAAGGAUU
This is a messenger RNA of Solanum stenotomum, 1347 nucleotides long. RefSeq lists its product as uncharacterized. Bases 111 to 1064 code for a protein of 317 amino acids. Gene Ontology annotation, biological process: root development; shoot system development. The transcript has a single exon. The record is from RefSeq and is a predicted model, not a curated record. Lineage: Eukaryota; Viridiplantae; Streptophyta; Magnoliopsida; Solanales; Solanaceae.